Molecule: messenger RNA, 1413 nt
Organism: Peronospora matthiolae
Lineage: Eukaryota; Oomycota; Peronosporomycetes; Peronosporales; Peronosporaceae
Source: the annotation of a GenBank genome assembly
AUGACCACGUCCGAGCUCGCGUCGCCUUGUCCAGCUACCGAGACGCCGUGCAGCGCUCCUGGGUCUGUAGCAGAGCUCCAAGUCAAUGGAGAAGCUCCGCAAGAUGCUGCUUUAUCGUCUGACAAGAAAACGAGCGCCUGGAAAGAGCGUGGCAGCAAGAACUUGACGUACGAAGAACGCCGCUCCAUGCUCGAUUUCCUCCUCAAGAGGCGCGUCGAUGGCACGUCCAAGCUCGUGCGUCACGCUGUCACAGAUGCAGCCACGGAGUUUCGAGUAGAUCGUCGCACGGUCUCUCGGCUGUGGAAACGAGCAGUGCAGAGUCUCGAGAAUGGAGACGAGGUGUGUGACGUGGCGUCACGCAAAGUCGGACGUCGUGGUCGUCGGAAGCGCGACUGGUCGGCGGAACUCAAGCGCGUGAAGGAGAUUCCCGUGUCUCAACGAGGCUCGAUCCGCGCACUGGCUGUUGCCGUGGGUAUUCCCAAGACGACGCUCUACGAGCUCUUGAAAGAGAACGGGAAUCCUUGUAUUAACUCAAUCAAGCCGUCGCUCACGGACAAGAAUAAACUGGACCGACUGCGGUAUUGCGCCAACAAGGUGCGACCGAAUGGUCUAUUUGACGACAUGCACAACGUCGUGCAUGUCAAUGUCAAGUGGUUUGCUUCUUCGAGGGACAAGAAGACCAAAGUUAUGUUUCUGGUAGCAGUAGCAAGACCGCAGUGGGAUCUGCACAAGAACGAGUGUUUUGAUGGCAAAAUUGGCAUGUGGCCGUUUGUGCGGGAAGUAACGCAGGCACACGAUGCAGAUGGGCCGCAAUUGCCGGAGCGAACGUUUGUUGCGCUCGAGACUGUGACGAAGGAAGAUGUGCAGCGUAUGAUCACAGAGCUAGUGAUCCCGGCCAUUCGGCUGAACAUGCCAGUGCAUCUCAUGCACGGUCCUAUCUACAUCCAGCAAGAUAGCGCAAAGAUUCGGUGCUCGGGUGACGCAACCUUUGCUGAAGAAGGACGAAAGCACGGCUGGAACAUACAGAUGCAGAACCUCCCGCCCUAUUCUCCGGAUUUUGUCGUGAUGGAUAGCGCUUUGUUCAAACCUAUCCUGGAUGUACUGAAAACCUCGCCACCUCAACCGUCCGCGUCUUCGGUGUCCGGGCUUGCAGAAUUGAUUUCCAGUGUGGAGCGAGGGUUUGCAUCGCUGACGAGAGAUGACAUUAAUGACGCAUUCUUGACGUUGCAAAAGGCUUUGGAAUGCACAAUGCGAGUUCAAGGCGCUAAUACAUACGAGCUCGGUCCUACUAGUAGAGAACAGCUCCAAAUGGAGGGCAGUCUGCCUGUGAGUGUAUUAUGCGACCCUGCUGCAUUGCUGGCGUGUCGGGCGGUCCUUGAUGAUGCUGUAGAAGAAGGCCUUGAUGCUGUUUGA